Molecule: messenger RNA, 1271 nt
Organism: Andrographis paniculata
Lineage: Eukaryota; Viridiplantae; Streptophyta; Magnoliopsida; Lamiales; Acanthaceae
Product: F-box protein At2g27310-like
Exons: 1
Coding region: 29-1087 (352 amino acids)
Molecular function (GO): protein binding
Source: RefSeq, a predicted model, not a curated record
AAUCCAUUCAGUUUUAGAUAUUUAUAAAAUGGAUUCUACCGCUGCCGCCGCCGCCACCGUCGCCGUCGCCGCCGCCACCGUCGCCGUCGCCGUCUCCGACGUCGACGGCGGAGGAGACGCUCCAAUUACCGCUCUCCAUCCAGACAUCAUCCAAUCGCAUAUCCUGAACCGACUCGACGGUCCUACUCUCGCCGCCGCCGGCUGCUCCUCCGCACAUCUGCUCUCUCUCUGCGCCGACGAUCAUUUGUGGAAGGAGAUUUGCAAUACCACGUGGCCUUCCACGGCUGAUUCCUCCGUCCGCGAUGCCAUCUCCGCCUUCCCCUCCGGCCACCGCUCGUUCUACUCUGACUCCUUCCCAGCCGUCCGAUGCGAUUUCCUCAACAACAAACAAUCGAGCAAAUACGCGCGUCCGAUUGAAACGUCGGAAUUAAUCUCCGCCGUCGAUAUCUACUACGAAGAUACGUUAUUAUACUCGAAGGUACUGCGCACGGAAACGAGCUCCUCCUGGUUCGCAAACUCUCCUUUCCGCCUCGACCUCUUCGAAUGCAACGAAACGGUGGCGACGCCGCUGAAAUUCGACGGCGCGUGCACCGAACUCGCGAAGGAGCGGUUGAGAGUGAGCUGGAUUUUAAUCAAUCCUUCCGAAAAUCGAGCGAUCAACGUCGCGAGCGCAAACGCGGUCGAUGCGCGGCGGCACUGGCUGACCGAAGGCAUACAGCUUCGUUUCGCCACCGUAUCGGCGGGCGAAGGCGAUGAGCCGGUACAAUUGUCCGUCUCGGUGACCUCCGGCGGCAAGGACGGCGGCGAAUUGCAGCUGAGAGAGGUGAGCUUGCAGGUGGAGGACAUGGAGGGAAGAACUUUGACGGGGAGGGAUAGUAUGGUAAUUUUGCAAAGGGCGAUGGAAGGGCAAAGAUGUAAAAGCAACAGAGGAAUGGAAAAAGGUAACUAUGAAGAGUUUCUGAGGCGGAAAGAGCUGUUAACGCUAAGAACGCGGAGGAGAGAAAAUCUGAUGGACACGUGUUGCAUGUUUAUUGGACUCUCAAUAUUUCUCUUCGGAAUUUGGUUAUUUUUCCUGAUGAGGAGAUAGAUAACUAUAAAAUUUAUGAAAAAAAUCAAAUUUCAUUUUUAAAUGAUGAGAAAUUUAGUAAUUAAAGUAAAUAAGUGGGUUUAUUUUUUGUUAGUGAAUUUUUUAUUUGAUCUUUUCUUGAUGGAAGAUCUUAUUAAAUAAUUAUAGUUAUAUACAGUAAAAAAUAUAUAUAUUUAAAGUCAAA